AUGGACGAAAGGGCUGAAUUGAUACCGGGCAGAAGAUCUCGUUCCCACAAUAUCCCCGGAACGCCAUUCACACCAUGUGAACUCUUUGGUGCUCUUCUUUUCGUGCUUAUGGUCGUUGUGCCUGUCUUUAGCUCUUGGUUUGUAGUGCCACCUGGUGAAAUUGGUGUGGUUGUUACCCUAGGGCAAGUGUCGUCCUUUGGACAAGGCCUGCACUGGAGGAUCCCGUACGCAUCUCAUCUUGUCAUGCUGAGUGCCAAAACACAAAAGCUGGAUGAACAAAACAAUGUUCCCACAAAAGAAGGACUUUCCGUCCAACUUGACACUGCCAUUUUGUUUCGGCUUGAUGCCAGCAAGGCCGGGGAACUGUAUUCCAGAAUCGGGCCGGACUAUGUUAAUGUCGUGAUUGCCCCAGAAGCAGCCUCGGCUACCCGUGGACUCACGUCAGAGAGCGAAGCAAAAGAAUUGUACACGUCCGGUAGAAAUGCAAUUCAGGACGCCCUCAAGCAAGAGCUGAAAGAAACUCUGGGUCCAAGAGGAAUCAUCAUUGAGGAUGUCUUGCUCAAGGAUAUUCAUCUUCCAGAACAACUGACUCAUGCAAUUGAGGCAAAGGUGAAGGCCGAGCAAGAUUCCCAGCGCAUGCAGUUUGUACUGGCCAAGGAGGAGCAGGAAGCCAAGCGAAAGGCCAUUGAAGCACAAGGCAUUGCUGACUUUCAGAGAAUUGUGAGCAGUGGGAUCUCAGAUGAACUCUUGAGGUGGAAAGGUGUAGAGGCAACAGAAAAGUUGGCCGAGUCCUGCAACUCCAAACUGGUGAUAAUGGGCAAUGGAAGAGAUGGACUUCCCGUGAUUUUGAGUGCUGCAGAUGAUGGCAUAGCGGCCCAAACAUCAUCAAACACCAACAAUAAACAGAAUCCGUAG
This is a messenger RNA of Seminavis robusta, 915 nucleotides long. Lineage: Eukaryota; Bacillariophyta; Bacillariophyceae; Naviculales; Naviculaceae. The record is from the annotation of a GenBank genome assembly.